This is a messenger RNA of Melitaea cinxia (Glanville fritillary), 2528 nucleotides long. RefSeq names its product DC-STAMP domain-containing protein 2-like. Lineage: Eukaryota; Metazoa; Arthropoda; Insecta; Lepidoptera; Nymphalidae. The coding region runs from base 1 to 2118 and encodes 705 amino acids. The transcript is spliced from 12 exons. Gene Ontology annotation, cellular component: membrane. The record is from RefSeq and is a predicted model, not a curated record.
AUGGCGUACUUUACUUCGCUCUGGAAAGCGAGGAUAAUAGAAAAAUAUCGACAAGAAUACGAAAAUGAAAAGUUUAAUUCACUACUAACUUCAAAAACAGAAAUACCACAAAAGACAAUAAUGCAAAGAUGGCGAUGUUACGGACAGAAUACCAAACGAAAAAUGACGGGACAGUUAAAACAGUGGUUUCCGGACGGUUCAUCAGUAUCCAAUUUGUAUUUCUAUUUAAAAUCAGAACAUGCGCUACCAAGUUUCGUACUGAAGAGUUUCUUUGGGUUUUUCGGUGGAAUUAUGUUAACAUAUCUUUGCUUUAUAUUCUUUGUAUUCCAAUUGUCGAUUUCGCUCUUUCAUGCGACUAUUAUGAGCUCUUUUAUUGGUGUGUUGCUCACGCUGGGACUAGCGUUCAGUUGCAGAAUGAGGUGUCUGGUGUUUCUGCUAAUCCCGCAGCUAUUUUCCCGCGUCGGUCGCUACACUCUGACGUGCUACGCUCUGGUUCUCAUACUUACCGGCCCCGCUACGAAUACUUUCAGGAAUUCCGAAGUUUUGACCGAGUCAAUGGCGUGUAGUCAGGAACAAAUAAAAACGAUUGCUAGACACUAUACAGAGACCAUCAAAAAACCUUUCAACGCAAUGAAGGAGUCUAUAAAGUUAAUGGUGGAUGAGAUGAAACGAGUCACUUCUAAAAUGAACAGGAUUAUAUCGAAAAUAAGUACAUUGGCUAUUAGUAUUGGAGACGUAAUUCAAUCAUCAUAUUCUUGGUUGAAUUCAAUCGUUGAUAUUUGCACUCGAAAAUUUGGAACUCCAUACGAUCAUUGUGUUGAAGCAAUCAACAGAGGAAUGAUGAAUUGUAGGAAGAGCUUAGGAAAAGAUCUUGCUUGGCUUUGCAACGACCCCGCUGCAAAGUCAGCGUGUUUGACAAUGCAAAUGAAUAAGUCUAUUUGUAUUGUUCCCGAUUACGCGAGAGUCAGAAAUUAUAUUACUCGCAUCAAUAGUACAUUCUUCGUCAACGCACAGUUUCAUCACAUCUAUUCCUACAGUAGCAAUGAUAAGAGCACGCCCAGUCAGAUUGCUGCUGGUAUCGUCACUGAGAUCAGGAAAAGGGCUGAUCCUUUGCUGACUUGGUUGUCUUGGAGUUCCUGUAUCACCAGCUUGUUUUUAUUGCUUAUUAUUUUUCGGGCUAAAUACUAUCAACAUAUGUUCGAGACACGAUCUCGCUUUGACAACAUCUAUGUCACUAAAGAAUUACGUGAAUUAGAUUUUAAACGAUAUAAAGAGGGGCGUGAAACCGUAUUACCCCUGAACAGACGAGAACAGGCCAAAUAUAUUUGCAUUUCAUCAUUCCGUCUCGUUUCAUCAGAGAAGAUUUAUUUGACUCGUUCGAUGGUUUUCAUGGCAAUUACAACUUUCAAACUCUCGAUACACAUGGUGGCUGAUUACAGUUUGUAUUGGGUUUUGAUGACGAUACGUUAUCAUGGCGAAAGACAGACGCCUUUUUCACCUGGUCCCUCCGACGCUGGCGUUUAUGUAUCAGGAAAUGGAAUAGUUCGAGAUUUUAUUAGUUCGUUAUUGAAAUCUAUAACAUCACCAUUCCUGUCACGAAAACCGACAACUGUAAAUUGCCUUCCUAACCCAUUUCCACCUGACUUACAACGCUAUGCUCAAAUCGCUAUACUCAUAGUUUUUCUGUGGUUCUUUGCAUUAUUUGAACCGUAUGGACUUCGGUUCCGUCAUGUUAUUAUGGGACACUACCAACCUGAUCGGGCGAAGACAAGAGCUGUCUGGCUUUACAAUCAUAUAUUGAGGACUAGAGCUAGUUUUAUGAAGUUUGCUAGGAGAAAACUCCACCGUGAAUAUAAAUAUUCGUCGGACGAAAAUCUAACAUUUCGUUACUGGAUAGAUUCUAUAAUGCCCUGUGAAACUUUGAAAUGUCCAGGAGUGUACUGCGUCCGAUGCUUCUCUGAUAUUGGUCGUUUAUGCACUAUUUGCUUAUCACCUAAAGAUUAUGGUGAUAUGAGUGAUGUCAGUUUAGAAAAAGGUUCAUCUGAUGAAAGUGAUAGUUCUGAUGAAGAAGCAGACGUAAGUUUAAAAAAAAUUCCAUUGUCCCCUAGAUUGCAGUAAUUGAGUAUGUCAUAAUAUUCAGAUUAAACAAAAGAAGCUGAAAGGAACGGAGAAAGAGAGACUAAUUAAGAAAUCCAAUCCAGAAAAGACAAGUAUGUGGAAAACGUCAUAUAAACAAAGUUAUAACGAAAAUAGUCAAAAUACUUCACUUUUAUCAAGUCAUGAAAAAGACAGAGAUAUGGAUAAAAUACAGGAUAGUGCGAAUGACUUAGAAAAAACUGUAGCUGUUGAUAUGAAUGAUGUUACAAAUAAACGACAAAGUAGAGUAAAUACUGAGUUUUCAGCAGCAUGUUUUAAGCUCCCACAUGAGAGUAAUUGUUUUCAAAAUGAGGAAAUAAGAUCAGAAAAACUAACUUCCGGGAAAAAAUUGACAAAGAAAUUAAAAUAUUCUAAAAGAAGCGGUAAUCAAA